UCUCUCUUUAUCACCAUCAUCACCUCCUCCUCCUCCUCCUCCUCCUCCUCCUUGUUCCUCUCGAUUUGGACAAAAUUCAGUUUUCCAUCAUCAUCAUCAUCAUCUCUCUCUCUCUCUCUGCGGCUUGAACAUUUCCACUCGCAGAUCCGCCUUUGCAGUGCUCUGUUCAAACAAGUAACAACCAGCUCUCGCCCAGCUCUCUCUCUCUCUCUCUCUCUCUCUCUGUCUCUACUUCCAACACUUCACUCUUCAGUUAUGGCCUCCAUCUUCUUCGCCUCCCUCGCUACGUAACUGCUUCCCACACAACACUUCUCCGCUCGCGACUCAUGCCGCCGAAUUGAUCGGAACCGGGGGAUGCGCCGCCGGCGGGACCGCCAUUGCUCCUCCUGCACCGGAGCUUGCCGACACUAGGGAGAUCUCUCUCUCUCUCUUGCUCUCGCUCUCUCUCUCAUGGGGGAAAGUAACCGCCGCGGCGAGCUUGUCCCCCUCCUCGCCGCCGCCGCCGCCCUGUCUCUCGUCGCGGCGGUUUCCGGCGUCACGGACGCGGGCGACCUCGCGAUCCUGAAGAAGUUCCGGGACGGGCUCAGCAACCCGGAGCUGCUCCAGUGGCCGGCGGGGGGCGGCGGCGACGACGACCCGUGCGGCUCCAAGUGGAAGCACGUGUUCUGCGCCGGCACCAGGGUGUCCCAGAUUCAGGUCCAGGGCGUCGGCCUCGAGGGCCCUCUGCCUCCUAAUCUCAACCAGCUCACCUCGCUCUCGAACUUGGGCCUCCAGAACAACAAAUUCAGCGGAGCGCUUCCUUCGCUGAGCGGGCUCUCGAAUCUGCGGUACGCGUACCUGGAUUUCAACAAGUUCGACUCCAUUCCUUCGGAUUUCUUCGUCGGCCUCGAUAGCUUGCAGGUUUUGGCAUUGGACGGAAACCAUUUAAACGGCAGCACGGGGUGGAUGUUCCCGAAGGAGUUGCAGAACUCGGCGCAGCUGAUGAAUCUCACCUGCAUCGAGUGCAAUUUGGUCGGUCCGGUGCCGGAUUUUCUCGGAAGCAUGGCUUCUCUGCAAGUGUUGAAGUUAUCAGGUAACAGCUUGACGGGUGGGAUUCCUCCGAGUUUUGCUAACUCCAGUUUGCAGAUUCUGUGGUUGAAUAAUCAAGGUGGUGGUGGAAUGAGCGGACCUAUGGAUGUGGUGACUUCUAUGGUCUCUCUGGCGAGUCUGUGGCUUCAUGGGAAUAGCUUCUCGGGAUCGAUCCCUGGGAACAUCGGGGACUUGGUUUCUCUGAAGAGGCUCAAUCUUAAUGGUAAUAAACUCGCCGGCUUGAUUCCUGAUAGCUUGAUAGGCAUGGAUUUGGAUGAGCUAGAUCUGAAUAAUAAUAACUUCAUGGGUCCGACACCCAAGUUUAAGUCGCCUAAUGCGACUUGCGCUUCUAAUGCGUUUUGUUUGCCCACACCCGGAGCACCUUGCGCGCCGGAAGUUAUGGCUCUCAUAGACUUUCUUAGUGCGUUGAAUUACCCUGCGAGGCUUCUUUCGUCGUGGGUGGGUAAUGAUCCUUGCCAAGGACCGUGGUUCGGGCUGAGUUGCACUAACAGAAAGGUUGCCAUGAUCAAUUUGCCCAAGAACAAUCUUAAUGGCACAUUAAGUCCGUCAGUUGCGAAUUUGGAUGCUCUCGCUCAGGUGAGACUGGGGUCGAACAAUCUGGGGGGUUCAAUCCCCGGUAACUGGACUAGUUUGAAAGGUCUGACGUAUUUGGAUCUAAGUGACAACAACAUUUCGCCUCCGAUACCAGCGUUCGGUAACUUCGUGAAGCUUCUAAUUGAUGGGAAUCCUCUGGUAAAAGGUACCACCCCUUCUGCAGAGGCGAGCCCUCCAUCUGGGGAUACGAAGUCCCCUGGCGGAACUUCAGAUUCCCCAACCAAAGGCUCAACUCCUGAUUCUGGUAAUGUUCCUAAUACUGUUAUCUCCAAAAAGCCGAAAAAUUUGAAGUCUAUUUUGGCAGUGAUUGUCGCCCCUAUUGCCAGUGUGGCAGCUCUCAUAUUCCUGGCUGUUCCUCUGUACUUCUAUUGUAAGAAGAGGAGAGAAACAUCCCAAGCUCCAAGUUCCCUAGUGGUUUAUCCGAGAGAUCCCUCUGAUCCAGAUAAUAUCGUGAAGAUUGCAGUUGCUAGUAACACCUAUGGCAGCACCUCACUUACGGGGAGUGGCUCUGCUAGCAGAAAUAGCAGUGGAUUUGGUGAGUCUCAUGUAAUUGAAGCGGGGAAUCUCAUAAUAUCAGUUCAAGUCCUUCGAAAUGUGACGAAAAAUUUUGCACGGGAAAAUGAGCUUGGUCGCGGUGGCUUUGGGGUAGUUUAUAAGGGGGAGUUAGAUGAUGGAACAAAGAUUGCGGUGAAAAGAAUGGAGGCAGGUGUAAUUAGCAACAAAGCAAUAGACGAAUUUCAGGCUGAAAUCGCAGUCCUUUCAAAAGUUAGGCAUCGUCACUUGGUAUCCCUUCUAGGCUAUUCUGUAGAAGGAAAUGAAAGAAUACUGGUGUAUGAGUACAUGCCUCAAGGGGCCCUCAGCAAGCAUCUCUUCCAUUGGAAGAACUUCAAGUUGGAGCCUCUUACCUGGAAGAGGAGGUUAAAUAUUGCUCUGGAUGUUGCCAGGGGAAUGGAGUAUCUUCAUAAUCUAGCUCAUCAGAGCUUCAUACACAGAGAUCUUAAAUCGUCGAAUAUUUUGCUAGGGGAUGAUUAUAGAGCCAAGGUCUCAGAUUUUGGACUAGUAAAGCUUGCUCCGGACGGAGAGAAGUCUGUGGUAACAAGGCUUGCCGGGACCUUUGGCUAUCUAGCUCCAGAAUAUGCUGUCACAGGGAAAAUUACUACUAAAGCUGAUGUCUUCAGUUUUGGAGUUGUUUUAAUGGAACUAUUGACGGGAUUGAUGGCGCUUGAUGAAGAAAGACCUGAGGAAAGCCAAUACCUCGUGGGUUAUUUCUGGCAUAUAAAAUCAGAUAAAGAAAAGUUAAUGGCUGCUAUUGACCCAACUUUGGACAAAAAGGAGGAGACAUACGAGAGUAUCUCCACCAUUGCUGAAUUAGCUGGGCACUGCACUGCAAGGGAGCCAAACCAAAGGCCGGAUAUGGGCCAUGCUGUGAAUGUACUGGCUCCACUUGUUGAGAAAUGGAAACCAUUUGAUGACGACUACGAAGAAUACUCUGGCAUUGACUACAGCCUUCCGCUGAAUCAGAUGGUUAAGGACUGGCAGGAAGCAGAAAGCAAGGACUUGAGUUACAUGGACUUAGAAGACAGUAAGGGAAGUAUACCCACAAGACCAACAGGAUUUGCGGACUCUUUCACUUCUGCCGAUGCUCGGUAAAAAGAUCGAUUUGGUUGCCUUUCUUAAGCAUGCUCCUUUUCGUAGUGGUAUAUAGCACGAUGGGAUUGGCGGCUUACUUAUUGAGAACUCACUGUUGAUAUCAUGAUUAGAUUUUACUUCUUUAUCAUGAUCAAGUUGGGUUUCCAAAUUCUUAGGAUAUCUUGUUCAGCCUUCAAGUAUUUGAGUUUUGACCAUGAUAUCUCCAGGAAAUUGGUGAUGUUGUAGAUAGAUAUGGAUCAUUGUUGAAGAUGAUGCUUAUCAUUCCUUA
Syzygium oleosum is the source of this 3601-nucleotide messenger RNA. RefSeq names its product receptor protein kinase TMK1-like. Gene Ontology annotation, biological process: protein phosphorylation. Bases 451 to 3333 code for a protein of 960 amino acids. The record is from RefSeq and is a predicted model, not a curated record. The transcript has 3 exons. Gene Ontology annotation, molecular function: protein binding; protein kinase activity; ATP binding. Lineage: Eukaryota; Viridiplantae; Streptophyta; Magnoliopsida; Myrtales; Myrtaceae.